Sus scrofa (pig) is the source of this 1441-nucleotide messenger RNA. RefSeq names its product FKBP prolyl isomerase like (gene FKBPL). The record is from RefSeq and is a predicted model, not a curated record. Gene Ontology annotation, molecular function: protein binding. NCBI's taxonomy places the organism in Eukaryota, Metazoa, Chordata, Mammalia, Artiodactyla, Suidae.
GUAAAAUAUAAGACAAACUAAAGGGGCACAGACCAAAGGGUGAAGAGAAUGGGAUGAAGUUAUUCCAGAAUCAUGUUAUUCAAAGUGGGGUGGGACCAAGAGCAGCAGCAACAAAGAGCCUGUUAGAAAUGCAGAAUUGCAGGCCCCAUCUUAGACUUCCUAAUUCAGAAGGCGCCAUUUAACAAGUUCCUCAGAGGAUGUGUAUGCACAUCGAAGUUUGAAAACCACUAAGAUUUCUUGAGGAAGAAGACUUCUAAAGGCAUUGAUGAACAAGAGGGGAAAGGUGCUGAUCUGAAUCUGAUCCAUACCUUUCUGACCAAAACUGUUUACCCACGGUGGAAGGGACUGGGUACCCAAAUGGAGACGCCACCAGUCAGUCCACUGGGAGAGAAGAACAUUUCUCAACCGCAACAACGAUGGAAAAAGAACUCCCAGAAGAUCCUUGAUUCAACUACUCAGAUUAGGCAGCAGCCCCAAGACCCUUCUACUGAACUUCUUGAGGGGAGAGUGAGCCCAGAUCCAGCCGGCCAAAUUCUAGAAAAUCUUCAAGAAAUUGAAAAGCUGGCCGUUGGACGUGAAGGAGAUUCUGAUAAAUCUCAUGGACCAGCCAGUGAGAUGCCAGAGCCCCUUCAAGCUUCUGAACUCUGGUACUGCCCCGAUGGGAGCUUUGUCAAAAAGAUCCUAAUCCAUGGCCACGGCUUGGACAAACCCAAGCUGGGCUCCCGCUGCCGGGUACAGGUUUUGGGAUUUCCUUUGGGGUCAGGGCUGCCAGAGGGCUGGACAGAGCUAACUAUGGGGUUAGGCCCAUGGAGGGAGGAAACUUGGGGAGAGCUUGUAGAGAAGUGCUUGGAGUCCAUGUGUCAAGGUGAGGAGGCAGAACUUCAGCUCCCUGGGCGCUCUGGACCUCCUGUCAGGCUCAAACUGGCCUCCUUCACUCAAGGCCGGGACUCCUGGGAGCUAGAGCCCACCGAAAAGGAGGCCCUGGCCAGGGAAGAACGUGCACGGGGCACAGAAUUAUUUAGAGCUGGGAACCCUGAAGGGGCUGCCCGAUGCUAUGGACGGGCUCUUCGGCUGCUGCUGACUUUACCUCCACCUGGCUCUCCAGAACGAACUGUCCUUCAUGCCAAUCUGGCUGCCUGUCAGUUGCUGCUAGGGCAGCCCCAUUUGGCAGCCCAGAGCUGUGACCGGGUGCUGGAGCGGGAGCCUGGCCAUUUAAAGGCCUUGUACCGAAGGGGGGUUGCCCAGGCUGCUCUUGGGAACCUGGACAAAGCAACUGCUGACCUCAAGAAAGUGCUGGCAGUAGACCCCAAAAAUCGGGCAGCCCAGGAGGAGCUGGGAAAGGUGAUCAUUCAAGGGAAGAAACAAGAUGCAGGACUGGCUCAGGGACUGCGCAAGAUGUUUGGCUAAUUAAAAGUUAAACCUUAAAAGAGACAGGAACCUG